This is a messenger RNA of Menidia menidia (Atlantic silverside), 1323 nucleotides long. NCBI's taxonomy places the organism in Eukaryota, Metazoa, Chordata, Actinopteri, Atheriniformes, Atherinopsidae. The record is from the annotation of a GenBank genome assembly.
UGUCUCUUGUCUCUACCAGUCCGCUGUCAUCUCACACCGUUGGCCAGACAGCUGAAACCGAUUAGUAAUUGGACCAAAAGAGUCGAACGGUCAGCCUCACAAGAUGACAUCAAGAAAGCGUACCGGAAACUGGCCUUGAAAUGGCAUCCAGACAAAAACCCAGACAACAAAGAAGAGGCAGAAAAAAAGUUCAAAGAACUUGCUGAGGCGUAUGAAGUCCUAUCUGACAAGAGCAAACGUGAUGAGUAUGACAGAUAUGGCAGUGACAGAAUGCGACAUGCUGGUUCGUCCAGCUCAGACUUUUCAUCAGAUUUCUCAGGAUUUACCUUCACAUUCCGCAGCCCAGAUGAAGUGUUCAGAGAGUUUUUUGGUGGACAGGAUCCCUUUGCUGGCUUUUUUGAUGACUUCUCAUCGUUUGGAGGUCCGUCUUCUCGCCUGGGGCCCAGUCGAUUCUUCUCUUUCCCUUCGACUGGAGUUGAGUUUGCCUCUUUCUCUUCCUCUUUUGGUGGCCUGGAUGGGAUGGACAGCAUGGGUGGAGGGAUGGGUAACUUCAAAUCUGUUUCUACUUCCACUCGCAUUAUCAAUGGCAAACGCACCACCACCAAGAAGACAAAGGAGAACGGACAGGAAAGAAUAGAGAUUGAGGAGGAUGGAGUAUUAAAGAGUGUCCUUAUAAAUGGGGUUGAGGAUGAAAUGGCCCUCGCUCUGGAGCUUAGCCGGAGAGAGGAGCAGCCCCAGCAGUCCCCACAGAAGCCACGAAUCCAGAACAGAUGCCCUGCCGAGUCGGAUCGAUACCGGCCCAGCCCUUACUCUGCUGCACAGCGAUCAUUUAGCUCUGCCCCCUUCUACCACUGUGGGGUGGAUGGGGUGGCUGGAGGCAGUGAGGAUGAUGAGGAAGACGAAGACCUGCAGAUGGCUUUGGCGUGCAGCCUGUCAGAAAUGGAAGCCCAACAGAGAGCUGCUGCUACUGACUUCAUAUCAGGUGCUGGGGGCGGGGGAACUGGCAAAAGUGCCAAAAGUAGUAUGGAUAGAGGAGGUGGGGUAUUAAAGGAAAAACAUUUAAGCUUCCCUAAUGGUGAAGGAGUUUUUUCUGGUGAGAGAAAUGACGAGGGUCAGUUUGACAUGGGUUCAAAGCCUGCAGAUAAAGGACAAGGGAAGGUGGGGGAGAAUGUAACAAGGCAGCCAGGCUCCAUUCCUGGGUCAGCCACAUCUGCCAACUCAACACUGCCGAUCCCCUGUAGUGAAGAGAGGCUCAAACCUGAGAUCAGAAACUGCGAUUGCAAUGUGAAGAAGAAAAAGAAAUGUGGGUGUGCUGUCUGCUAA